This is a messenger RNA of Neofelis nebulosa (Clouded leopard), 1871 nucleotides long. RefSeq names its product baculoviral IAP repeat containing 7 (gene BIRC7). Lineage: Eukaryota; Metazoa; Chordata; Mammalia; Carnivora; Felidae. The coding region runs from base 562 to 1653 and encodes 363 amino acids. Gene Ontology annotation, biological process: negative regulation of apoptotic process; positive regulation of protein ubiquitination; regulation of cell cycle. The transcript is spliced from 8 exons. The record is from RefSeq and is a predicted model, not a curated record. Gene Ontology annotation, molecular function: ubiquitin protein ligase activity; cysteine-type endopeptidase inhibitor activity involved in apoptotic process. Gene Ontology annotation, cellular component: cytoplasm; nucleus.
CCCCCUUCAGCUCCAGGGCUGAGAGCACAACUUCCAGGGCCCAGCCCUUCACUAGGCAUCCCUGUCCCAGGGAGCCCGGCGUCAUCCCAGUGACAGGGGGCCAUCCUCCCCUCUAGGGGGCACUAAGUGCAUAGCUCAAAGCACCUGGAACCUUCUGCCUUCAGAGGCCGUCACUGGCAUCUGGCCCAGGAGCUCAGAGCUGACCCACAGCAUUGCCUCCCCCUUCUCCCCACCUCACCCCACCCCUGUGGAGUGGGGCAAGGCCUCUACUGCUGAGCCCCAUGACACACCCCUGCUGCAGAGAGCGCGUGAUGCUGGAUGCCACGCUGGCCCCUUCCAGAAAGCAGUGGGCCCCCUGGCCACUCCCCCACCUGGGGCAUCCUGGGGUCAGGACUGUGCCUGCCCUUAUUGCCUGGCUGUUUGAGGCAAAAGCCACUUGCUGUCCCUAGGCAGGGCCCUGGGGUCAGGAGCCUGGAGGCAGGUUAGCUGGGCACAUUCCAGGACCGGCUUCCUCGGGCCCGCGUGCCUGCUGCAGAACUGGUCAGGGCUGGUGUUUGCUCUAUGGGGCCCGAGGACAGAGCCAAGUGCCAGUGCUGUGGCCCUGAGCGAAGCUGCUGGGUGGCCGGCCGCAGUCCCACACGGGCCCACUGUGGACCCCUCUCUCUGUGCGGCUCCAUUGUGGACCAGGACACCAGCUGUGCCCUGUCCUGGGGAGGCCGGGACCACACAGAUGGGCAGAUCCUGGGCCAGCUGCGCCCCCUUGCAGAGGAGGAGGAGGAGGAGGAGGAGGAGGAGGAGGAGGAGGAGGAGGAGGGGGCCAGGGCAGCCCCAGCCACAGGGCCGGCCUUCCCCGGGAUGGGCUCUGAGGAGCUGAGGCUGGCCUCCUUCUACGACUGGCCGCUGAGUGCUGUGGUGCGGCCAGAGCCGCUGGCUGCCGCAGGCUUCUUCCACACUGGGCGGCAAGACCAAGUGAGGUGCUUCUUCUGCCGCGGGGGUCUGCAGAGCUGGGAGCAAGGGGAUGACCCCUGGACAGAGCAUGCCAAGUGGUUCCCCAGGUGUGGGUUCCUGCUCCAGACAAAAGGAAGGGACUUUGUCUGCAGCGUCCAGGAGUCUUGUUACCACCCGCUGGGCUCCUGGGACCAAUCGGAAGAACCCGCAGACUCAGCCACCACCACCCCUUCAGAUGCCAGGGGCAGGCAGGAGUGGCCUGCAUGGAGCCGGUGCCCGGCAGUGCAGGCUGCCCUCUGCAUGGGCUUCGGGCAGAACCAGGUACGGCGGCUGGUGCAGCGGAAGUACCUCUGGGCGGUGCCGGCCAGCGUAUCCGCGUCCCAGCUGGUGGCCGACCUGCUCCAGGAAGAUGACGGGGGCCAGGCUGCGGAGGCCAGAGCUCCUGUCCACGUGGGUCCUGAGCUGCCCACGCCCAGAAGGGAGGCCCAGUCAGAAGGUGCCACAGAGCCAGGAGCCCAGGACGCCCAGGAGCAGCUGCGGCGUCUGCAGGAGGAACGGACCUGCAAGGUCUGCCUGGACCACCCCGUGCGCACCGUCCUCGUGCCCUGCGGCCACCUGGUCUGCGCGCACUGCGCUCCCGUGCUGCGGCUCUGCCCCCUCUGCAGGGCCCCCAUCCGCAGCUGUGUGCGCAUCUUUCUGCCCUAGGCCAGGUGCUCCAGAGGCUGGCUGCCUCUCGUGUCCCGUGGGGGGCUGCUGAGGACGACUGAGCCGGCGUCCAGAACUGGCCAGCCAGAGUCCCCACUGGCAGCCCAGGGAGGAAUGGGGCCGCAGACGGCUUGGCAAGGGGAGGGGGCGUGAAGGUGGUUUGACCGAUGCUCAGGCGCUUUUGCAGAUUUACAGUAAAGUGGCGGGUUUUCCCUGGA